CGAUCAUGGUGGGACAGAAACUGUUCAAAACGAGGAUAUGCGUACUGUAUAGAAAGGGUCAAUGCCAUCGUCAGAGCUGCUCCUUUGCCCAUGGCGAUGCCGAGCUCCGUCGCUACAAUACUUCUUCGUCCUCCUUCAAUGUAGGCCCAUGCUUGCAUUUUGGUUGUUUCCCAAGUGGCCAUUUGAUCCUUGAUAUGUCUUAGAGCUUCUACAACUCUCUUUGAGCUCUUUAGGCUGCAGUUUCAACUUCUCUUAAAUCUAGCUUAAGUCAACAGGUUGCAGCAGAUAAUGCUUUUAUGAGUAUAUGUAUAACAGCAAACAUCCAACAUAUCUUUGAUUGACUGGAGAUAUGUCAUCAAGUUUUUCUGUUGGGACUCAUAACUGUAUCAGCAGUUUCUUAUCCCAUUAUCAAUUAUCAAGACAUCAUCCAACAGGCAUAUCAUGUUUUCAUCAGAGGGGGUUGUGCUGGUUGGUUUUUCUUAUUGCUGCUUAUGGUAUUAUUCUCGGGAACUUCAUCUUCAUGGGCAUUCACUCUAUCUUCCAUAACUUGCACGUCAUCAGAUGGAUUUUUUUCAUACAUUCAAACACUUUUCUGUUAAGUUCUCGCAUUCAGGAUGGAGUCUCUGCUAUUUUCUCUUCUUGACUCCUUCACUUCAUGAAAUAUCAUACAGCCAAGGAGAAUAUCAGACAUAUUGUAAUAUUAUAUUCAUAUUGUUCAAGAAGAGAAAAUCUAUCAUCUUCUUAUCCGUUCCACGGCAUGUGAAAGUAUUCUCAAUAUUAUACCUCAAAAUUAGGAUAUAUUACAUAUCCACUUCUUUCCGUUUUAUAUGAGAGGUGUAGUUUCUAUGGACUGGCCCCUUUGGAAGUCGAUUGAAGGGAGGCAGGACUAUAGAGGUGCUGAUUUAAGAGAUAAGAUUGGCAGACAUCGCUCCCCACCUCAUAGAAACUCUCUUGACAGAGAUGCAAGAGACAGAAUCCCAUCUCAAGGACAUAGUUCUCCAAGAUUUGGGAAAAAGAGUGAAUGGAGUCAUAGAAAGAGACAUCACUUUGAUGGUGAAAGUGAAUAUUCCGGAAGCUUUAAAUUAUCAGAUGGGGGUGAGCAAGGCAGAGAAACAAAAGCCUCAUCUACAGAGAUUAAGGAUGAUCAGUUGAAGCAUGUGCAAUCUGAAAUAGAUAUGCUAGAAGAUCACAAGGAGCAACUGCAGAUCUAUUUGGAAGAAAGGAUCCAAGAAGAAGAUAGUUUAAAUUCCAAAAUUAAAGAGCUUGAUAUGCAAUUGUCCAUAGAGAAAGAGGAAUGCAGAAGAAUUUCCUCCAAAAUUAGGAAAUUUGUGAAGGCGAAUCAUCGCCACUCAAAGAUACAAGAUGAACUGAAGAGAUCAGAAGCUCGUCUUGAAAGACUUGGGGAUCAGCUUGGUUUUGAUGCUAGAGCUGCUGCUAAUGAAGAGGAUAUUAGCAUUAAUAUAUUAUUAAGUGAUGAAGAGACUUUAGGAAAUGUCUUAAUGAGCCCCAAAUAUGAUAAGGAUGAGAUGUUAGUGAAGGAUUCCUAUUCCCCUAGCAAGAAAAGGAUGAGGGUUCACAUGGUAGAUGCUGAUGAAAAAUCAAAACAAGGAGAAUGGGUUGGUGGUAGAAAUAUGAGAUUUGAAAGGCAUUCUAGAUGGGACCCGGACCCACAUCUUGGUCAAAAGAAAAACGAUGAAAUAAGGAAUGUUAGGCCUUUUGUUAAUAACUAUGACAAACCUACAAGAAGAAAGAACACAUUCACCAGCUUUCCCUUGGGAGAUAAUAAGUUUAAGGAAGCAAAAUCCACUACUAGAAUGGCAACAACUUUUGUGGAUGAAGUUGAUGAAGAGUUGCCACUUCCACCUCCACCUCCGCUUCCUCUUCCUCUUCCAAUUGCACAGAAACAGAGUGCUUACUUACAACAGUACAAGGGGGGAAAAGAUGAUGAUGAGAAUAAUGUGGAUGUGGUUGAUGACGAUGAGAUGCUGGAUGUGGAUAUUGUUUGACUACUUAUUCAUGCAUUUUUAACUGUAAGAAAAAUGUGAUUAUGAUUAGAGGAUUGAUGAUGAUGUUCCAAAGUUCUGUAAAUACUACUUAAGUUUUGCAUUGCACCUUUAGGUAUUGGAUAACUGGAAUCAGUUUAGAAUUGUGGUAAAACUUUAUGUCUAGUCGUCUAUUCAUUCAAGUCCAUUUAUCAAGUUCUGACCUCA
Lactuca sativa (garden lettuce) is the source of this 2210-nucleotide messenger RNA. Its product is annotated as Zinc finger C-x8-C-x5-C-x3-H type family protein. Lineage: Eukaryota; Viridiplantae; Streptophyta; Magnoliopsida; Asterales; Asteraceae. Gene Ontology annotation, molecular function: metal ion binding. The record is from RefSeq and is a predicted model, not a curated record.